AUGGACUCCAGGAUGUCCAAGAGCCCACCUUCGUCGCCGCCCCCGGCGGCGGCGCAAGAAGACGAGGGGGACGCGGCGGCGGUGCGGGUGACGAGCCGGCUGUACCUGCACAGGCCCGGGCCCGGCGCGGGGCCGCUGGAGAAGGACGCCGUGCUCCGCCGCAUCCGCCACCGGAGGCGCGCCAACCGCCUCCGGGACACGCUGCGCUCGCUCCUCGUCCUGCAGCAGCACGCCGCGCCGGAGCCGGAGGACGGCGAGCGGCCGGCGUGGCUCGACGACGCGUUCACGUCUCCUCUGCCUCGUGUACCGCUGCUGCCUCACGCACGCACGCUCGACGGUGACCACGAGCGGCUGCGAAUUCGACGAGCAUUGAUGUGUCCCAUGCUUUUCUUUAUAUGUACACUGUAUUAG
Messenger RNA from Triticum turgidum subsp. durum (durum wheat), 411 nucleotides. Lineage: Eukaryota; Viridiplantae; Streptophyta; Magnoliopsida; Poales; Poaceae. The record is from the annotation of a GenBank genome assembly.